AUGGUCAAGUUCUCCAUCCUUACGAGCGUCUUUGCUCUGGCCUCGGCCGUCUCGGCCCAGUGCGGCUCCGGCACCCCUGACGCCCGGGUCACCAGCUCGGGCAGCACCUUCACGGCCACCCGUGGCAGCUCCACCGUCUACUCGGGCACCGACUACCGCGCGGCCAUCCAGGCCGCCGUCGACUCGAUCAACUCGGGCCAGCGCGUCUCCGUCAUCGCCUCGGGCAGCAUCGGCGCCAGCACCAUCUCCAUCGGCAGCGGCAAGAUCUUCGAGGGCUGCGGCACCAUCAACGUCUCGAGCCGCAGCGGCCGUGGCGCCAUUGAGUCGGUCAACACGAACAAUGUGCAGAUUCCCUUCCUCACCAUGACCGGUAGCCCCUACUUUGGUCUCCGCUUCUACGGCACCAGCGGCCUCCGCCUCGGCCGCAUCACCAUGAACCUGAGCGCCGGCCUCGGCAUCCGGUCAUCGCCCGCAACUGCGGCGAGGCCGGCCUCCUGA
Verticillium alfalfae VaMs.102 is the source of this 498-nucleotide messenger RNA. Its product is annotated as ricin B lectin:Parallel beta-helix repeat. The transcript has 2 exons. The record is from RefSeq and is a predicted model, not a curated record. Bases 1 to 498 code for a protein of 165 amino acids. Lineage: Eukaryota; Fungi; Ascomycota; Sordariomycetes; Glomerellales; Plectosphaerellaceae.